Pungitius pungitius (ninespine stickleback) is the source of this 1321-nucleotide messenger RNA. RefSeq lists its product as uncharacterized. The record is from RefSeq and is a predicted model, not a curated record. The transcript is spliced from 7 exons. The coding region runs from base 60 to 980 and encodes 306 amino acids. NCBI's taxonomy places the organism in Eukaryota, Metazoa, Chordata, Actinopteri, Perciformes, Gasterosteidae.
GUUGCCCCGCCCCCACGCUGAGUGACAGCUGAUGAGCACAACAGCGUGAAACAGCAGACAUGAAGGACAACAGUCUGCCACGUAUCGUGGUUAUUAUUCUGUGUACGGUGGUUUUUAUUGCCGUUUUAGUGGUUAACGCAUUGGCUGGAGCGGGAAAAGGUCCUUUCCACUCUCCUACUGGCAAUGUGUCAGCACGCUAUGAGACCGAUAUCACUCCAGCAGGCUGGACCUUCUCUAUCUGGGGCGUCAUCUAUACCUGGCUCACCCUGAUGGUGAUAUACCUCACUUCAUAUGUGUUCAGAGGGUCCUGGGCUCAGUGUCUGUUGCCGUACACCUUCUACUUGUGCUGGCUGUCCAACAUGGUGAUGAACAUAGUAUGGCUGCUGCUGUGGGAUAGAGAGUCGAUGCUAGCGGCUCUGGUUGUGUUAGUCCUGAUGACCAUUUCCAACUACAUUGCAUUGUUCUUCUGUUGCUUUGCCACGGAUUACUAUGGACUCUGGUUACAGACUUACCAUAGGAAAGACCUGUACUGUCUACGAAUACUGGUCCAGAAUGGUUUGGCUCUCUACACCACAUGGAUUUCCAUUGCUUCUCUGAUCAACUUCUCAUUGGUGCUUCACCUGUGGGGUGUGGCCAGGAGCACAGCAGCAACAGCUUCUCUAUGCAUCCUGUUUGCAGAGGUGGUGGGAUGGUUCCUGCUUGAGAACUGGGUGCUGGACCGCUGGGUGCGUAACAUCGUCACCGUGUACCCCGUGGUCAUCGUGGCUCUGGUUGGAAACGUCUUCAAACAUUUUAACCCUGCUGAUCCAACUCCAAAUUCAGUGUUUGUCGUGGUGCUGCUGGUGUUGGCCUGCGUCCUGCUGGUUUUCCGACUCUGCACUGUCAUCUGGAGGAAUGAAAUGAGGCCCCUCCACUCCCCAGGCUCAGCACGCCUCAUGGUUUCUCCUCUUGAUGGCAGAAAAUUCAUUAUUUUUAAUUAAACGAGCCGUUUUUACUACUUGCUGUCACACUGCCGUAUUUAAACUGCAGAGCUACACUUCAUUUUUCAUAUUCCAGUUUCCAGGCAGAAAACCUCUUCUUCACUCCUCUCUUGUCCCUCAACUGCAAUCAAGACGAUGGGACAGUUACUUUGAAACACUAAUUACCGACUAACACUCUUCACCUUUACUUUCCUUUACUAGUUCCUGUAUGUGAUGUACUUUUUACAAAAUAUAAUGCAUGACACUUCAGUAUGUUUGAAUGUUGAAUUAAAGCAUUCUCUUUUGUUAGCGUUGUUGAGAAUGUAUCCAAUCAACUGCUAAAUAAUAAACCGUUUGGCUGA